GGGACCCCCAGAGCACCCCGGGGCCGGGCAAACUCGGGGGGGGUGUGGGGGUGUGUGCAGAGCACCGCCAGCUCAUGACACGAGUGGGCUGACCCCCCAUCCCACACGCUCAGCAUGGGGGGGGCCCCUUUCCACAGCCUCACCCCUUCCCAAUGGUGUCACCGGCAAUCGCCCUGGCCUUCCUCCCCUUCCUCAUCACCCUCCUGAUCCGGUACCGGCACUACCUGGUGCUGCUGUACCGGGCGGUGCUGGUGGGGUGGCUACGGGACCGGCUCACCGGCGUGCCGCGGGAGCAACGCGCCUUCCAGUACCUGCUGGCCCACGCCAUCCCCGGCGACCCCCGCCACGUCCUCCAGACCCUCGACCAGUGGAGCUACUACUGCGAGCACCUCAGCUGCGUCGGGCCUGUCAAAGGGAGAAUCGUGGAGAGGCUGGUCCGGGAACGGGCGCCGCAGCGGGUGCUGGAGCUGGGCACCUACUGCGGCUACGGCACGGUGCUGCUGGCACAGGGGCUGCCCCUCGGCGCCCGCCUCUACACCGUGGAACCCGACCCCCGUCAUGCCGCUGUGGCCGAAAAAGUCAUCCGCCUGGCCGGCUUCGACGAGCGGACGGUGGAGCUGAUCGUGGGCCCCUCGGAGGAGGUGAUCCCCCAGCUGCGGGCGCGGCAUGGCCUGGCCAAGGCUGAUUUUGUCUUCAUGGACCACGGGAAACGCUGCUACCUGCGGGAUCUGCGGCUACUAGAGACCCACCAGCUGCUAGCCCCAGGGACUACCGUCCUGGCCGAUAACGUUCUCUUCCCCGGGGCCCCCCAUUUCCUGCAGUACGCCAAAACCUGCGGGAAGUACCGCUGCAAGGUGCACCGCGCCAGCCUGGAGUACUUCCGCGCCAUCCCCGACGGCAUCGCUGAGCUCUGCUACGUGGGGAACUGCUGAGGCGGGGGGGUUGGGUCUCGUAGGAGCACCAGGGGGCCUCCCCUCACCCCUAAACACGGGCUCUGGGGGUCUGUGGUGCAGAUUUGGGGGCUGUUUGUGUGAAAAGUGAGUUUAUU
This is a messenger RNA of Athene cunicularia (burrowing owl), 1048 nucleotides long. RefSeq names its product transmembrane O-methyltransferase homolog. Lineage: Eukaryota; Metazoa; Chordata; Aves; Strigiformes; Strigidae. The record is from RefSeq and is a predicted model, not a curated record. Gene Ontology annotation, molecular function: catechol O-methyltransferase activity. The coding region runs from base 153 to 932 and encodes 259 amino acids. Gene Ontology annotation, biological process: catecholamine catabolic process; dopamine metabolic process; developmental process. The transcript has 3 exons.